Erigeron canadensis is the source of this 1059-nucleotide messenger RNA. RefSeq lists its product as uncharacterized. The record is from RefSeq and is a predicted model, not a curated record. Bases 112 to 792 code for a protein of 226 amino acids. The transcript is spliced from 5 exons. NCBI's taxonomy places the organism in Eukaryota, Viridiplantae, Streptophyta, Magnoliopsida, Asterales, Asteraceae.
UUCAUUCCAAACAGCUUUCUUAUUCUUAUAUAAACCUUUUUUCUCUCCACUCCCCCACUUUCCUAAAUCCCAUCGCUCUCUAUUUUCUCUCUCUGGCCAACAAUUUUUCCGAUGACGACUGACGGCUGGGUGGAGGCGGCGGCGACAGAUGACGUACUAGUGGCUGAGCUCUUGUUACGAAUGAAACAUUCUAAUCCGACAAUCACUCAUCGAAAACCAACAUCAUCAAAGAUUACUUCAGCUGUUGCUCCGAUUCGGUGGGGUCACCGGAGGAGCCGAUCAAAACCACCCACCGGAAAAUAUAAAGAACAAGGUGGCAGCCCCACCACACAUCUUUCUUGGAGCGGCGGCGGUGGGUCUACUAGUGAUGGUCUUUCAGAUCUUGAAUCCGCUCACAAAUCUUUCAAGCCAAAUGAGGGUGCAUCAACUUCUAGCUGCAAUAAAUCUCUUGAAAGAAAGUCUUUUUCUGAGCUUCAAAAUGUAGAAAAUUCAUUACUGAAGACAAAAACACAUAUAAACAAGGAAUUAAUGUCGAUGCGUGUGACGAUGAAUGAAGAAAUGGCGUCAAGUCAGAAUUUGAAGAGAGUCAAGAUUAAUUUAGAUGAAAGUUCAAGAAACAGAAAGGGGAAGAUGGUUGUGGACGAACAACAGAUGGAACUACAGUCUCUGGAUAACAAAUCUCUUCAGAUUUCAUGUAGAGUAGAAGCAGAAAGGGAGGGUUCACAAAGAGGUUUUCUUUUGCCGGAUUUAAACAUGGCGUUGAGCGAGGAUGAUUUAAUGAUGAUGAGCUGAGGUCGAAAAAUAAAAGAUUAGGAAAGAUUUCUAAUGUUUCUUGAUCUUCACUUGGUAUAUUAUAUAUUUAUUGACAUUGUAUAUAUACCUGUCCACAAGGACAAGGAAUGCCAGUGGGGAGGAGAAGGUUCUUUAGUGUAGUUUAAUGUAGGUUUUGGUAUAAGAUCAGAUGAUAAAAAUGUAAAGAAUUUUGGUAACCCUUUGCAGGUUUUGAUUUGCAAUUCUAAAAUUUAUUAGAUUUAUUGAUUGAUACAGAGUUUCUGAGUA